Molecule: messenger RNA, 872 nt
Organism: Neltuma alba
Lineage: Eukaryota; Viridiplantae; Streptophyta; Magnoliopsida; Fabales; Fabaceae
Product: protein RER1B-like
Exons: 4
Coding region: 293-844 (183 amino acids)
Biological process (GO): protein retention in ER lumen; retrograde vesicle-mediated transport, Golgi to endoplasmic reticulum
Cellular component (GO): Golgi membrane
Source: RefSeq, a predicted model, not a curated record
CUGCCAUUUAUUGAUCAUUCGAUGGACUUCUAUUCGGAUUUUGUCGAGAAUAAUCUAAAAUCUUACCGAAAUCUUAUUUGUUUAUUUCCCCUGUUGUAAGAUGUAAACUUCAUCAUGAUUCGUCUUACCAGUGGAUUUGAUGAAAUUGAUUGAUUGAUUGUAGGGCUUACAUAAAAUUGAACCCUGUUUCGAACGCAGAAGGCUGUAAACUUGUCGGUGGUGUUCAAGCUUACUCGGCUAUACUUCUGGCUGAAUCGUUGAGAAAAUCUGGAGCUUACAAGACUAGCUUUUCAUGGAAGGAGCUGGAAGCGAUAUCCCCUCCGUUGUCGCACCUCUUGCUCAAUGGAGGAAUGAUUUUUCUAGGGCGUUUCAGUACUAUUUGGAUCGUUCGACUCCUCACACAGUUCAGAGGUGGCUGGGAACUCUUGUUGUGGCCGCUAUUUAUGUAUUAAGGGUUUACUACGUUCGGGGGUUCUACAUUGUGUCCUAUGGCCUAGGCAUCUAUAUACUGAAUCUGUUGAUUGGUUUUAUGUCGCCCAAAGUUGAUCCUGAGCUCGAAGUUUUGGACGGGGCUUCAUUGCCUACUAAGGACUCAGAUGAGUUUAAGCCAUUUGUUCGUCGCCUUCCUGAGUUCAAGUUCUGGUAUGCCAUAACGAAGGCUUUCUGCAUUGGCUUUCUUAUGACAUUCAUAUCUGUGCUUGAUGUCCCUGUUUUCUGGCCCAUACUUCUCUGCUAUUGGGUUGUCCUCUUCAUCCUCACAAUGAAGCGCCAAAUUAUGCACAUGAUUAAGUACAAGUAUGUCCCUUUCAGCAUCGGAAAGCAGAGGUACUCAGGGAAGAAGUGAGCCAUUCCAGGGACUGAAACUUUGAAGC